Messenger RNA from Prosopis cineraria, 1541 nucleotides. RefSeq names its product mitochondrial import receptor subunit TOM20-like. Gene Ontology annotation, molecular function: protein binding. Gene Ontology annotation, cellular component: mitochondrial outer membrane translocase complex. Gene Ontology annotation, biological process: protein insertion into mitochondrial outer membrane. The coding region runs from base 538 to 1251 and encodes 237 amino acids. The transcript is spliced from 7 exons. Lineage: Eukaryota; Viridiplantae; Streptophyta; Magnoliopsida; Fabales; Fabaceae. The record is from RefSeq and is a predicted model, not a curated record.
CAGUGUAUUGACUCCAAUAAAAAACCACCUAUUCAUGAUAAAAAAAAAUUAAGAACCACAAAAAAGAAUUGGUUUAAAGAGAGUAGAAUGAUUAGAAAAAGCAUAUUUUUUUCAUUAACAAAACAAAUAUGAAAUUGAGACUUGCGACUUGCGAGAGACAUGAACAAAAGAAUUUGAAUUGUGAGAAAAACAAACGAAGGCAGGGAUGAUCACUCAGAAUUAGACUGUGAAAUUGGAGAUGAUAAUUUUUUUAUUUUAUUUUAGUAAAUCAAUUUUCUCCUUCAUUUUAUUUUAAGGGACACAAAGGAGAGAAUGGCGAGUAAACAACCACCCCAUCCUCUGCCAUUUGUGCAUAUAUUAUUUUGAAUCCGCUAAAGGCGUUACCAUUAUGCUCAAUCCCACCAAUUUUUCUCUCAAAUGAUGUAAUCAUGUAGAAUCAUGAAUGAUUAUUGCAUCAUCUCCCUCUGCGAAUUCAAUCACCUGUUCUUCGUUUAAAAUCAUCGACGUCAACAAAGUCACACUGAUUUCCCACGACGCAUGAAGGCAAAAAGCGAAGAAGAAGAAGAAGAAGACGAAGCAAAUUUAAAGAAAUGCUUCAUAGAGUGCAUCCCAUUUUUUCUCCCUCCCCACAUUUUCGCUAUGGAAUUUUCCGAGAAAGACCUUGAUUGCGCCCGGUUGUCAGAAUGUAACUCAAAGAAUGCCGAAGCUAACUGCGAAGAAAACCUUCAUGAGGCUGAGAUUCUGACCAAGUGGGGAGUAGCUUUACUUGAGUUGUCGCAGUGCCAAAGUCCCAGUGAAUCCAAGAGGAUGAUUAAUGAUGCCAUCUCAAAUCUGGAGGAAGCUUUACUGAUUUGUCCCACGAAGCAUGAUACUCUUUGGUACCUGGGAAAUGCCCACAAAUCUUAUGCGUUUCUAACUCCUGAUCUUCAUGAGGCAAAUAAUUAUUUUGACAAGGCAUACAAGUGUUUUAAAAAAGCCGUAGAAGAGGAUCCUGAGAACGAGCUAUAUAAGAAGUCCUUGGAAAUUACCAUUAAGGCCACAGAAUUGCACAUGAAGGUCUACAAAAAUGGGUUUGAUCAGGAGCAGAGUGGUCAAUCAUCAGCUACUCUUAACAGGAAGGAAUCCAAAAAACAGGAGACUAGUGAUAGUGACCUUAAAUAUGACAUCUUUGGUUGGAUUAUUCUUGCAAUGUAUAUGGCAGCAGGGGUUAAAAUGGCUAGAUUUCACAUCUCUUCGCUACCUCCUAGAUAAGCAUUUUUAUGUUUUUUUGGGGGGAACAAAACUUGGAAGUGGCCUGUUAGGUAAUACGUGUAGCUAUUUGCAGUUUUGCGCCUUCUAGUUCAAUUAGAAAGCUUAUUUCGUUGAAUGUGGAAGGGUCAAGUUGACGAAUUGGCAAUUAAAUGUGAUUUUUGCAAAAGAAAUGACUAUAAUUAUAGUCAUGUAAGUGAUUCUACAUAUAAGGUUAUUCGCCGUUGUUGUAUAAUCAUUUGCAAAUAUAAUUACUUGAUAUUUUUUUCAAAUAGAUCAAAUACAAACAUUCA